This is a messenger RNA of Hyla sarda, 3184 nucleotides long. It is a transcript of the gene USP16, whose product is annotated as ubiquitin specific peptidase 16. Bases 204 to 2813 code for a protein of 869 amino acids. The record is from RefSeq and is a predicted model, not a curated record. NCBI's taxonomy places the organism in Eukaryota, Metazoa, Chordata, Amphibia, Anura, Hylidae. Gene Ontology annotation, molecular function: cysteine-type deubiquitinase activity; cysteine-type endopeptidase activity; zinc ion binding. The transcript has 18 exons. Gene Ontology annotation, cellular component: cytosol; nucleus. Gene Ontology annotation, biological process: protein deubiquitination.
UGUGACGCAUCGAUGUUUCUUGAUCCCAAGAGGACAAACAGCUAAAUGAAACUCAAACAUCGCCAUAUUAUUGUGGAUGAUCUCUUAUGUGUUGUAUCAUGUUUGUCUUCGAGUUAAUGGCCGACCGCCAUUUAUUUCUCACCCUUAAAAUGGAGACAUUAUUUGUUGUCUAAUACUGCGUGAAGUAGUGUUAAAACGGGAAAAUGGCGAAGAAGAGAGGAAAGAACCUGCCUGUCCAGGAGUCUGUGGAGACAGAGACGACGUGCAAGCACAUCCAAAAGGGCGUGAAGGAAGGCGCGGUGAAGAAGGCCCUGGUGAAUGUGGAGUGGGAUGUCUGUCAGGACUGCCAUAUGGAGGGCAAGGAGAAGGCGGGCUCCGAGGAUGAGGAAGGAGACCUUGUGUGGAUCUGUCUGAAGUGCGGCCACAGGGGCUGCGGCCGAAAUUCAGAGAAGCAGCAUGCACUGAAACAUUAUAACACCCCCAGAUCAGAGCCGCACUGCCUGGUGCUCAGCGUUGGAGAUUGGAAUGUAUGGUGCUACCUGUGCGAUGACCAAGUCGACUACAACAGCUCUGGGCCACUCCGACAGCUGGUGGAAUACAUCCAGAAAAAGUCCAAGUUCCGUAUCAGGACCAGUGACAAAGGUGAAGAAGAUCAAGUUCUAUGCAAUAAUGUAAACCUUCCAGAGAAGGAAACGCCUCAAACUAGUGAAGACUCCCAAAAGUCAAUGACUAAAGUGGAGAAAACAACCAGCACCCUAAAUGACAGCAAAGAGGUCACCGUGAAAGGGCUCAGUAACCUGGGAAACACCUGCUUCUUUAAUGCCAUCAUGCAGAACUUAUCCCAGACGCCUGCAUUACGAGAGCUUCUAAAUGAAGUGAAAAAUCCAGGGAAAACUGUACAAAUACAAAUGCCCGAUGCCCAGCCGCAGUGCCGAGAAGUGAAGCUGGAGCAGCAGCCGGGGCCCCUGACUUUGGCCAUGUGGCAGUUCCUAACUGAGAUGCAGGAGACUAAAAAAGGGGUUGUGACCCCUAAAGAGCUCUUCUCUCAGGUCUGUAAAAAGGCUGUAAGGUUCAGAGGCUACCAACAGCAGGACAGCCAGGAGCUGCUGCGCUACCUCCUCGAUGGGAUGAGAGCAGAGGAGAUCCAGAGAGUUUCUCUAGCACUUUCUAAGACCUUACAAGAGGCUUCAGACAAGAUGGAAGAGGAGGAGGUCAAAAAGGUUGUUAAAGAAUGUGAGAAAAAGAGAGUUAUCCCCAACUUUGUGGAUCGAUUAUUUGGGGGCGAGUUAACAAGUACGAUCAUGUGUGAGACCUGCAGCACGGUGUCCCUGGUCCAUGAACCUUUCCUUGAUCUGUCUCUACCUGUCCUUGACGAUGCGCCCACAAAGAAAAAUAACCCCAAAGUAUUCAAGAAUAUCGGCAAACAGAAGAACGAGGAGGAGGAGGAGGAGGAUGGUGGCGGCUAUGUAAAAGAAAGGAAUGACUCAAAUACAACUGGGCCAAGCAAACACCUUCAGAAGAAAGCAAAGAAGCAAGCAAAAAAGCAAGCAAAGAAUCAACGGCAACAACAGAAAUUGCAGGGAAAGACUGUGCAGUUCAGUGACCUCAAUGCCAACCAGGAUGAAGAGGACGACUCUGUCUCCGACAAUAACACAUUGGAUAAUAACGCCAAACCUCAGGGGGAACCCUCAGCCGACGAAGUCUCCUUAAGUGAGAAGGAUGAAACUGAGGUGGGGAAGCCUGAAGGCCAAUCAGAACAGGACGGCGAAACCAGCAUAAAUAACGUGGAUGGGAAACUGGAGGACCUUAAAGAGGACAUGGAGGAUCAGAAGGAUGAUCUCGGUUGGAGGCCAAAAAGUCUAAAUGACACCUGUUCGAGUUCUGGAAAUCCAGAAGAUAAUGAGGAGUCAAGCACUGAAACCAGUGAGAUCAAGGAAAAUGGAGACCUCGAUCAUGUGACUGUGGAGAACAGUGAGGACCAAGAUGAGAACCUAGAUGUGUUACAAAGCCCAAGAGCGGAAGAAGACGUCAAUCAUCUAACAGAGAGCAUCAACCAGCUGAAUCUGAGCUCAGGCCUGGGACCGAGUGACAUAGAGAUCGAAAUAAUAGAUGAGGCCCCCAGCCCACAAGUCUAUGAAGUGGUGAAUGAGGACCCCAAAACUGCAUUCUGCACCCUCUCUGAUAGAAAGGAGCUGCAGGUGGACGACUGGUCUGUGCUCGGCUGCCUCAGUCAGUUCACCCGCAAGGAGAGCCUGGUGGGCAAUAACCAGUUGCUGUGUAACACCUGUACCCAGAGACAGGCCAAGGCUACUAAGAAUACCAAGGGAGUUUCUAAAUCUUUAUUCUCAGGGGAUAAGAAGUUUGUAUACACCAAUGCCAAGAAGCAGAUGCUGGUGUCGGUUCCUCCUCCUAUCCUGACUCUACACUUAAAGAGAUUUCAGCAGAACGGUUUUAAUCUUCAUAAGCUGAAUAAACAUAUCAAAUUCCCGGAGGUGAUCGAUAUGGCUCCAUUCUGUACCGUAAAGUGUAAGAAUAUCCGGGAUGGUGCGGGUAGACUACCGUACGCUCUCUAUGGGGUGAUCGAGCACAGCGGCACCAUGCGUUCUGGACACUACACUGCUUACGUGAAAUCCCGAACGCCAAAUCCUCACCUGUCUGAGCUGGUAGUUCGAGGAGUACUACCUGAAGAAUCAAACACUGAGCCCGCUAAAGGCCAUUGGUACCACAUCAGCGACAGCCACGUGCAAGCCGUGCCACUAACCAAAGUGCUGACCUCCCAGGCCUACCUCCUGUUCUACGAGAGGAUACUGUGACCCCACAUCUCACGCAUUCAUUUGCCAAGGAAUAUUUAUUUUUACCUGAACUCUAUAAAGGGGCGCCCAUUGGCUACUCCCAAGGAAGGCAGCGAUGCCCAGCUCCAGGAUACGGCCACUUGCGCCCUUCAUGUGUAAGCCACGGUAGCUUCCCAUUUCCCCUCCCCCCCCAUAAUGUGUUAAAUAUGUAUAUAAGAGCACAAGCAAAGCCGUUUUAUUUUGACACAAGGGGGCAGUACAGCAAUAAAUGAUAUGCGGUUCCUACUAUUAACCAUUUUGUAUGUAAAGAAAAUAUUAUGGUACCUGCUCUGCCUUCUAAUGACAUGAAUUACAAAAAAAAAAAAAAUUGCCCAAAAAAAUGUGUCUGUGUU